AUGAUCGUCUCAGCUCUGCUCACCUCCGUCGGCAUCAACCUCGGCCUCUGCGUUCUGCUCUUCGCGCUCUACUCCAUCCUCAGGAAGCAGCGGCGAACGUAAGAGGUUAACCCCUCGCCUCGGUCUCGAGAGGGGAGAGCUCACAGAGAGGCGGUUUUAAGCAUUGAGAGCCUGCUUCGUCGCCGGAUGGGUCGGAGCGGCGUGGAGAGUCUCGAGGACGAGCUCCUCGCUUUAUCCGGCCUCGACGGCGUCGUCUUCAUGCGGAUCUUCAUUUUUAGUCUGAAGGUGUUUUCUAUUGCUGGGGCUAUAGGAAUUUUUGUUCUUCUCCCAGUGAACUAUUUGGGCGAUCAACUUCGCGAUAUUGACUUUUCUGAUCUCCCAAACAAGUCUUUGGAUUUGUUCACCAUUUCAAAUGUAAAGGAUGGCUCGAAUAAGUUAUGGAUUCACUUCUCUGCUGCAUAUGUUAUUACAGGGGUUGUAUGCUAUCUGCUAUAUAUUGAGUACAAAUUCAUUUACUUUAAGAGGCUUGAGCUUUUCAAUACAUCGAAACCGCAACCUCAUCACUUCACAAUUCUGGUUCGAGGAAUUCCUUUACAUGAUGGGGCCUCCCUCAAUGAUAUUGUUGAGAGAUUUUUCAUGGAGUUUCAUCCACUUACAUAUUUGUCACACAUAGUUGUUCACAGGACGAGCAAGCUACACUCUCUCAUUACUGAUACCAAGAAUGUAUAUAGAAGAUUGACCCAUUUGAGAUCCACAUCUGAUGCUUCCCAAAGGUCCCAGCGUGGUGGCUGUCUAGGGUGGUUUGGAAGAAAUGUCGAUCCUGUAGAUGAUUAUGCAAAGAAAUUGGAGAACCUAGAAGAGAACUUGAGACUAGAGCAAUCUGGAAUUUCCAUGGCAGGACAGGAGGUUCCUGCGGCUUUUGUCUGCUUCAAAUCUCGGUAUGGGGCUGCAGCUGCUUUCCACAUUCAACAAUCCAUCAACCCUACACAGUGGGUUACAGAGCAAGCCCCUGAACCUCAUGACGUUUACUGGCCUUUCUUUUCAACAUCAUUCAUGCGAAGAUGGCUUUCCAAGCUGGUCGUUUUUGUGGCAUCUGUUAUCCUGAUAGUGAUCUUCCUCAUUCCAGUAACAUUUGUUCAAGGGUUGACAUAUCUGGAUCAAUUGGAGACGACGUUCCCUUUCUUAAAAGGAAUACUUGAGAUAGCCAUUGUAAGUCAAGUAAUUACAGGUUAUCUUCCCAGUGUCAUUCUUCAACUGAUUUUAUCUCUCGUGCCAUCUAUCAUGAAGCUUUUCUCCAGCAUGCAAGGGUACAUAGCUUAUAGUGAGAUUGAGAAGAGUGCUUGUAGCAAAAUGCUUUUGUUCACCAUAUGGAACAUCUUUUUUGCAAACGUGCUUACUGGAUCGGUUGCAAGUCAAGUCCAGAUAUUUCUUGAUCUGAAGGAUAUUCCUCGUGUUUUAGCUAUUGUUGUACCUGCUCAGGCCUCUUUCUUUGUUGCCUUUGUUGUUACAUCAUGGACUAGUCUAUCUUUAGAAGUCACACGGUUGGUCACUCUUGUUGGUGAUUGGAUGGGCAGGCAUUGUUGCAGAUGUAUGGAUAAAGAAUUUCAUACACCUUCGAUCCCAUAUCAUAGCGAAAUACCUAGAAUUCUCCUAUUUGGGCUUCUUGGGCUUGCUUAUUUCAUAUUGGCUCCACUAAUUCUGCCAUUCAUAUUGGUUUUCUUAUGCAUUGGAUACAUUGUUUACCGUAAUCAGCUAUUAAAUGUGUAUUUGCCCAAAUACGAAACUGGUGGAAGAUUUUGGCCUAUUGUGCAUAACUCCACAAUAUUUUCUCUUCUACUCAUGCAAGCAAUUGCAAUUGGGAUAUUUGGCCUGAAGAAGCUUCCUCUUGCAUCAGGCUUAAUCUUGCCACUUCCUGUUCUUACACUUCUCUUCAAUGAGUAUUGUCGGAAACGCUUUCUACCCAUUUUCCGUGCUUAUUCUGCAGAGAGUUUGAUAAAGAAAGAUCGAGAGGAGCAGAAUGACCCUGCAAUGGACGAUUUUUUUCAUAAACUGCUCACUGUAUAUCGUGACCCUGCUCUGAUGCCCAUUCAACACUCCUCCAAUGAGCGUAACUCGCCUUUACUAUAUUCCUCCUAAAGUGGAGCAUGGACUCUAGAUGCUCCAUGAGAUGAUUCAGGUUACAAUCUGUGUGUGGGGACGAUUUCUGAUUUUUGUUCUGAUCAGCUUGCAAGUAGCAUGGUGUGUUAGUGUAGGCUGAAUGUGUAUAGCCGGGAAAAAGGCUGAUGUAUGUCAGAACGUAUUUUCCUUUUUUUCAAAUGUAAACGAAAUAAAGUGAUGUACAUUUUCGGUUAUAUUGUUUCAUGGAUGUUGAUUGUAACAGAAAAGAAAAAGGUAAUACCAUGUUUUGGGUUGAAAAUAUCUAAUA
Molecule: messenger RNA, 2425 nt
Organism: Asparagus officinalis (garden asparagus)
Lineage: Eukaryota; Viridiplantae; Streptophyta; Magnoliopsida; Asparagales; Asparagaceae
Product: CSC1-like protein HYP1
Cellular component (GO): plasma membrane
Molecular function (GO): calcium-activated cation channel activity
Source: RefSeq, a predicted model, not a curated record